AUGUCCGUACUUGCACCAAUGCCAAACAAAGGCCGACAAUUACCCGCUGGCCAGAAGCUUGGUGGAUGGAUCCCGUCACCCCAUCAGCGUGCCGUACUCCGUAAGUACAUGUACUUGUCUGCGCAACUGUAUGGGCAUUACUUACUUGAACAUGGCGCCUUGGCAUCUCCUUUCCACGAAAACUCCCCCACCAGUCGAGAAAACGGGAAAGAGGAAGCAGGACCAUCGAUAGACGAGGAGAGGACAUUCGAAGCCAUGUCCGCCAAAGUCCCCCGCAACUUCCGCCUGCUGGAGGAGCUCGAGAAGGGAGAGAAGGGGCUCGGUGCCGAGGCUUGCAGCUACGGCCUUGAGGAUGGCGAGGAUCUCCUCAUGAGCAACUGGAACGGCACUAUCCUGGGCCCUCCUCACAGCGUCCACGAGAACCGCAUCUACAGUGUCAAGAUGCACUGCGGCGAGCGAUACCCCGACGAGCCGCCGACGAUUCAAUUUGUCAGCCAGGUCAAUCUGCCUUGCGUCAACCCACGCAACGGCGUCGUUGAUCCCAAGCAGCUGCCUUGUCUGGCGCAGUGGAAGCGUGAGAACACCAUGGAGACGGUCCUCAUCGAGCUUCGAAGAUAUAUGGCUGCCCCUGCCAACAAGAAGAUCCCGCAGCCGCCCGAAGGCACGACCUACUCAUAG
Messenger RNA from Drechmeria coniospora, 678 nucleotides. RefSeq names its product ubiquitin-conjugating enzyme variant MMS2. Gene Ontology annotation, biological process: protein K63-linked ubiquitination; DNA damage tolerance. The transcript is spliced from 5 exons. The record is from RefSeq and is a predicted model, not a curated record. Gene Ontology annotation, cellular component: nucleus. Lineage: Eukaryota; Fungi; Ascomycota; Sordariomycetes; Hypocreales; Ophiocordycipitaceae. The coding region runs from base 1 to 678 and encodes 225 amino acids.